Jaculus jaculus (lesser Egyptian jerboa) is the source of this 431-nucleotide messenger RNA. Its product is annotated as growth-regulated alpha protein-like. Gene Ontology annotation, biological process: chemokine-mediated signaling pathway; antimicrobial humoral immune response mediated by antimicrobial peptide; inflammatory response. Bases 1 to 318 code for a protein of 105 amino acids. The transcript is spliced from 4 exons. The record is from RefSeq and is a predicted model, not a curated record. Gene Ontology annotation, cellular component: extracellular region. NCBI's taxonomy places the organism in Eukaryota, Metazoa, Chordata, Mammalia, Rodentia, Dipodidae. Gene Ontology annotation, molecular function: CXCR chemokine receptor binding; chemokine activity.
AUGGCCCGCGCCACCUCCAGUCCCCGCGCCCCGCUCCUCGGGGCCGCGCUGCUGCUGCUGCUGCUCCUGGGGACCUCAGGCCGGCAAGCGACAGGUGCGCCUGUGGCCUCGGAGCUGCGCUGCCAGUGUCUGCAAACAGUGCCAGGAGUGCACCCCAAGAGCAUCCAGAGUGUGAAGGUGUUGGCCCCAGGACCCCACUGCACCCAGCCUGAAGUCAUAGCCAUGCUGAAGGAUGGACGAGAGAUUUGUCUCAACCCGGAAUCUCCCAUGGUCCAGAAGAUCAUCCACAAGAUACUGAACAGAGGCAAGGAUGUCUGACCAGAGUAAAAGGAAACAAGUGGCUGGUUGCUAAACCGGAAGGAGAUUCUGAAAGGAAUCAGAAAGAGAAACAAAUAGCAACCGGACAUCUGAUGUGUCAUUUCUUAUGAGAG